Molecule: messenger RNA, 1206 nt
Organism: Fonsecaea nubica
Lineage: Eukaryota; Fungi; Ascomycota; Eurotiomycetes; Chaetothyriales; Herpotrichiellaceae
Exons: 2
Coding region: 1-1206 (401 amino acids)
Molecular function (GO): oxidoreductase activity, acting on the CH-CH group of donors, NAD or NADP as acceptor
Source: RefSeq, a predicted model, not a curated record
AUGACUAAGUCGUCGCGUCGGGAGUAUGGUCUCUUCCUCCCGGAGGAGGACCAUCAUGUCCGCGGCGCAAGUCUGAUACUCAUCAGUCUGCUGCAGUUCACGACUGCUUCCUCUUAUUUUCUGGACCGAUCAGAGACGCCAGGCGAACAAGCUGCAAAUAUGGUGGUCAACAAGGCGAUGGUCUUCAGACAAAUCCCUGAGGGGCUCCCCGUGGGAGGUAAGGACUUGACAAUUGAAACCGUUGUCGACUACGAUGCAAGCUCCCCUGCCCCGGUGGGGGGAGUACUGUUACAAGCAGAAUAUGCAAGUUUCGAUCCUUAUAUGAAGGGACGUAUGCGCCCGGCGCACAUCAAGUCCAACGCGACGGCCUUUGGGCUGAACAAGCCGCUGUUCAACCAAUGCAUUGCGAGGGUCCUCAAGUCGAACCACCCCAAGUACCAGCCCGGGGAUCAGAUCAUAGGGGAACUCCCGAUCCAACAAUACGUGUCGGUGAGCGGUGCAGACCUCGACAAGAUCCAACACCUCGAGAAUCCUCUGGGACUGGAGGACGUCCGCGUGUUUCUAGGGGCCCUCGGCAUGUCGGGACUGACGGCAUACUCGUCGUUUUACGAGAUCGGACAGCCCCAAAAGGGCGAGACGAUCUUCAUCUCCGCCGCCAGCGGCUCCGUGGGCAGCAUGGUCGGCCAGCUCGCCAAGCGCGAGGGGCUGAGGGUGAUUGGCAGCGUGGGAUCGGAGGAGAAGCUCGAUUUCAUCAUCCGCGAGCUCGGGUUCGACGCCGGGUUCAACUACAAGAACGAGAGGCCCGCCGACGCGCUGAAGCGACUGGCGCCUGACGGCAUCGACAUCGACUACGAGAACGUGGGCGGCGAGCAUCUCGAGGCCGCGCUGGGCGCGAUGAAGGAGCACGGGCGCGUCAUCGUCUGCGGCCUGAUCUCCGAGUACAACGCGACUCCCGGCCAACGGUAUCCCCUGUACAACUACGGCCUCAUCCUGCGGCGGCGACUCACGGUCCGCGGGUUCGUCGUCUUCGACCACGGCUUCGGCGACAAGUACCACGCGGAGCACCAGGCCAAGGUGCAGCGGUGGAUCAAGGACGGGACAUUCAAGGUGGUGACGUGGGAGUGCGAGGGCAUUGACAAUGCCAUUGACGGGCUGCUGGCGCUGUUCUCGGGGCGGAACUUUGGCAAAGCGGUGCUGAAAUUCUGA